Amphibalanus amphitrite is the source of this 3864-nucleotide messenger RNA. RefSeq names its product proteoglycan 4-like. Gene Ontology annotation, cellular component: nucleus. The transcript is spliced from 13 exons. Gene Ontology annotation, molecular function: protein binding. The record is from RefSeq and is a predicted model, not a curated record. Bases 218 to 3643 code for a protein of 1141 amino acids. Lineage: Eukaryota; Metazoa; Arthropoda; Thecostraca; Balanomorpha; Balanidae.
GCCAUUCGCCGUGUGGGGUGGAAUUGGAAUUGCGAAAUUAUUGAUACCUACUGGGUGAAAAACCAGACAACCAGCAAGAUAUUCUUGACUAAAAACAUUGGGCCUCGGUAAUAUCUGGAUUGCGUCAGCUAGCUGGCUAGCUGGCAAUAUGUGAUAGGAGACAAGCUAUGUAGGUCAGUAUUAAAAUAUAAAUUAAAUGAUUAUCUUGAAUUAAAAAAUGGAUAAUUCUGUAAUUGGGUCUUUGCCUGAGGGAUGGGUUAUCAAGACAUCUCGCUCUCAAAAAGGAAAAGAGUAUUUCUGCAACCCCAGCAGGAAAAUAUCACUCUGGAGUCUUCCUGAAGUGCUGGCCUUUGAGCGUGGGCUCAAACAACUUGAAAAUACAAGUCCAUCUAAGAAGUUUAAGCCUGUGGCCAGUAAUUCUGAGGCAAAAGAUAAGGACCUUGCCAGCUCUGAUACUGGUCCAGAAACAGCAGUGUCAUCUAAUGGCUGUACAAAACAAGAGCAAAAACCAUUCAGAAUGGUGUUGAAAGCAGCAAGAAAGCUGCCACUAUCAAAGCCAACCCUCAAGGACUGCAAUUCUGAAGCAGAAGUGUGCUACUCAGCUAGUGAUGAGGCUACAGCAGCUAAGCUACCCUCAAAAUAUUUGAAACAGGAUUCAUCUGACAAAGUUGUCUCAAAGAAACAGAAAGGACUGUCUUCGCCAACAUCAUCGGGAAAACGAUCUUUUUCAGACACAUGCAAGGAAGAUGAAACCACUAAACACGCUCAGAAAUCGCCGCCUGGUAACAACAAGAAAAAGCCGGCGGUCGAAAUCCGUGCAUCUCAGGUGGGUGCUUCUGCAUCCAAGCUUUGGGGCAAAUUGUUUCCAGGAAAAACCAAAGUCACUGGAAAGUCUACUGAUGACAAGACACAGAAGCAGACAGUCACAAAAGCAUCACAGAUUCAAGAAAGGUUAGCAGCAAUCAGAGCUAGAAUCGACAGUCAAAGCAAUGCUUUCUCCAGUCAGUAUAUCGCUCCAAGCAGCAAACCGCAGUCCCCGGCCGGUGGAACUGAGGCACGGCGACCUCCUGAGAAGUCCGGCUCUCACUCUGCGCCACCGAGCAAAGCGGCGAGCUGUGCAGGCUCGGUACCGGCUACGACUGCUCAGGGCGCGCAGACCGGCGCCCCCUCCAAGGGAGCGGUCACCGCGCCGACACAGACUCCAACAGCAGGAGCGAAACGGGCUCUGAAUGCCCAGAAAAGUGGCCUGGUGGUCAGCAGGGGUCCUCAGCUGUACGACGACAUCCCAUUGCCGAAAGCCAGACGCCCGGCGCAGGAACCUCCGGUGCCGCCUCUCCCCCAGCAGCCCAGCGCCGCACUCAAGCACUACACCAUCCCGAAGCGGCCGCCUGUCUCGGAGCCGGGGGUCCCUUCACAAAGCGCCCCUCCGACUCAUCCGUCCGCCGUGCCGGGGGCUGAUGGGUCCGCUCCGUCAGGCUCUCCUGCUCGGGUGGCGGUGGUGCCGCCGCUCCCUCCCACCGCGCCGCCCGCUGACGGCUCCCCAGCGGCGGCGAGGGCGGCAGCCACGGCCUCAGCUGUGACAGAGGCCUCCUGGGUGAAUGGCUCGGUGGGAACCAGUCAGCGGCGGCAGCAGCCUGCUACAGACAUGACGAUAUGCGCGGAGACUGUCGUGCCGCCACUGCCGCCACCGCUACCCCCACAGCAGCCUCCAUCUCAGCCUCCUCCGCCGCCGCCUCCCCCGGCCCCUCCGACGCUGCAGCCACCGCUCCCACCACCACUGCUGCCGCCUGCACUCCUGCUGCCGCCCCCGCCACCGCCCCCGCCCCCGCCAGAGGAGGAGGCGCUGGAUGAGGAGGAACUGAUGGAGCUGGAUGAGCCGGACCUGAACGACGACCAAGUGCUCUCGCAGAUCGCCUGUGUCCGGGACGCCGACGGUGGUGCCCCGGUCGCCGAGCUGCCCUGGAGUCACCAGCUCGCCUCCGCCGGUACUGGGGCUCCUCAGUCCGGCUGGAGUCCCACCCAGCCGGCUCCCCCGGCCGCCGAGCCGGCUGCGCCCACACACCUCACGGUUGUACUGGACACGAACGUGCUGAUCCACGGCGUGGGCUUCGUGCUGGACCUGCGAGACUCGUUCAUAGAGGGUAUGCGGCCUCAGCUGCUGAUACCCUGGGUAGUCGUCCAGGAGCUGGAUCGACUGAAGCAGGACGGGCCCUCACGUGACCCCACUGUCUGCACGAAGGCGCGCGCCGCCAUCAAUUUCCUGCUCGAGUGUCUCCAGGCGCGUCAUCCCGCUGUCAGAGGCCAGACGACCGAGGAGGCGGCGGCGGCGCGCGGUCGAAUGGAGGGCCGCGUGGCCGAUGACGCCAUCCUCGAGUGCUGCCUGGCGGCCGGCCGGCGCGACCACCUGCUGCUGGUCUCCGACGAUAAGAACCUGCUGACCAAGGUGCUGCUGCACGGUCUGACCGGCGUCAACCGACAGCAGCUGCUCGAGAACACCGACCUCUGCGGCAUUACGGAUGAGCUAACAAUGACGGAAGAGAACCAGAUCUGCUUCGCCAAGAUCGUGCUUCGGAAAGUGCUGUCCUAUGUGAUCCGCCGUGAGAUGGCCCUCACCUACGGCACCGCGUGGCUGGCGCUGCCCGGUCUCCGCCGGCCCUGGUGGUCCCUGAGGGACCUGGUCUCGGUGGUCUGCAGCCACCGGACCGUGUUCAAGGCCGCGUUCGCAGACCGCUGGUCGCACUGGCAGCAGGUCCUCAAACUAUCCGUGCGGACGGUGCUGUCGGCGGAGGAGCGGCUCUCGCUGUGCUCCGGUCUGGUGACGCUGCUGCCGCUGCUCCAGCCCUCCGACCACUACCUGCCGCGGAUCCAGCCGCUGGUGGAGGCUCUCCGCUCGGGCGCCGCGCCGCCGGCCGCUGCGCUCGCCGCGCUGGGACCCUCCCUGGGGGGCCGGGCUGCCGCGCACUCCGAGCCGUCCCCUGCUCCGGCCGAGGGCGGUCCCUCCGACCCUCCCGAGGGUCGUGCCGUGUCCCUGGCGGCGGCGGUCCGGCAGCUGGACCGUCAGAACGGUGCCGGCUCCGCGGAGCGCCCCCCGCCGGGACCGGGCAGCCCCGCCCCGGCGGAGGAGGACGCCGACAGGACGGCCGGCACGCCGCCGCCACCCGACGAUGAUGACGCCGUGAUGGGGUCCGGUGGAGAGUCGCAGCAGGACAUGGACCCGGCCGAGGUGCUCGACCUGUUCCAGGCCGUCUGGGCAUACGUCAACACGUGCUGCGGCCUGCUGUUGGAUGCCGCCGGAGUACCCCAUCAGUACGAGUACGAGCGGCCGUCGGUACCGCCCAGCCCAGAGCAGUGCGCCGCGUUCCUCCCAGAGCUGGGCACCGCCGUACAAAACCUCAACGGUGCGCUCAAACGGCUGAUGUCGGUCUCGGUGGUGGCGCUCACCUCUGACCACGCACCACUGGUGGCCGCGUGUGACGCGCUGGGUGCCCUGGUGGCCCUCGCCGGCCACGAGGUCACCCUGGCGCCCCUGAAUCUACUCCGGUUCCUCCGGUCACCCGCCAACAGACUGCUGCUCGGAAAGGGUCUGGAGCAGCUGUCCGGCUUCCUGCGCACCCUGGAGGAGCUGCACAGGAUGGUCUCCUGACGACCACCCGCGCCGUGCCGUCCCGUGAUCAAACGUGCCUCGCACACGCACAGUACAAAGCUUCAGGCCUCCUGCAUGUGAUAUGACCCAGUUCUCAAGUUCAGAUGUUAAUAAGUGCGCAGAGACGUAUAUGCAGGUUACCAGUGUGCUGUGAUGACUGUUAUUUAUAUUUGAUAUGGUCCAGACGUUGAGCUUGGUAAUAUACUAUUGGGAAAUAUUGA